Galdieria sulphuraria is the source of this 1305-nucleotide messenger RNA. RefSeq lists its product as uncharacterized. The coding region runs from base 60 to 1199 and encodes 379 amino acids. The transcript has 7 exons. The record is from RefSeq and is a predicted model, not a curated record. NCBI's taxonomy places the organism in Eukaryota, Rhodophyta, Bangiophyceae, Galdieriales, Galdieriaceae. Gene Ontology annotation, molecular function: acyltransferase activity, transferring groups other than amino-acyl groups.
UAUUGUCAACUUCUAUUUAUGACAGAAUAGUUACAAAUCAUUUUUUGGAUUGAGAUAACAUGGAUAAAGUCUUAUCAUGUUGCUUUGUGUUGACUAGUGUUUACUUGUCGUCUUAUUUUCCAGUUUUCUCGAAAGCUAAAACUCAUACUUGUAAAAAAGCGAAAUUAUUCAAAAACAACACUGUUUUGUCACCCUUCGUUUCUGUAAAGUGUUGUGGUGAAGUUAUUGAAAGAAAGCCCUAUUUUUUUCUUAUCGACGAGAAUAGCCAACACUAUCAGACUCUUAAAAAUUAUUCACCCGUUGAAGUUGCUAGAAUAAAAGACCAUUUAGAGUGGGAGGCAGCCUUGAAGAUAUGGAAAACUGUAAUUGACUCAGAGCCUGAGCUGGAAUCUUUAUCUUUGACCAUCCCGGAUGAAUUAGAUUUUGCAAGCUGUACAAUUUGUUUAAUAGGUCGAAAAAAUAAACAAGUAGUUGCUGCUGGACGAUAUAUUUUCCGAGGCAGCAACGUUGAAAUUGAUAGAGUGGCUGUUUUGCCAGAGUUUCGAGGUCAAGGAAUAGGAAGAACCUUAAUACAGUCAAUUCUUAGUAGUAAUUUAUCAAACCAAGGCGCUAUCUACGUCAAAGCGUUUCCUCAUGAGAUGGGAUUUUAUUCCAUUUUAGGUUUUGAAUGUCAAUCCUAUCCUGAACGUUGGAGAGGUUUCAUGAGAUACAAGAUGAUAUACAUGCCUCCGAUAUGUAACUAUUCUUCCAAUUGUGUGGGUCUUCAUCAUAUAAGUAUUUAUGUGACUGAUAUAGAAGAAUCUUUAGCAUUUUAUGGUAUUCUUGGCUUUAUUCUUAUCGAAAAAUUUAUUACCAAGGAACAUUAUCGGGCAUGUUUCUUACAAGGAAUGGGUAUUCGUUUAGAGUUGAUUGAAGAUAUCGGUUUAUCCUCGAAGAAGAGGAAUGAAUUGACAGCAUUGAAUCCUUGUACUUUAGUUUUCGACGUUACUAAAGCCUGUGUAGAUCUUGAGUCUUAUCUAUUAGAUAUACGACGUCGAAAUGGUGGAAUAUUAUAUAUUAGAGUCUUUCCUGGACAACAGGUUAUUGGUGGUGAAGUAGUUGAAAUGGCUAUUAUAGAAGACCCUGAUAGGAUUCCUUUGGAGUUUAUAAGGAGACAGACAAAGUUGCCUAGAGAAGGAUCUUUUAGAAUGCAUUGGUAAAAUGAAGUUGUAAAUAAUUGUUUUAUAUUCUCUUUUUGUUGGGGAGGAUUGGUGUGGUUCAUUGUAUUAGGGAAUAAACUUUUUGUAUUUCUAUGUCUGCAAAUGC